Messenger RNA from Knipowitschia caucasica, 564 nucleotides. NCBI's taxonomy places the organism in Eukaryota, Metazoa, Chordata, Actinopteri, Gobiiformes, Gobiidae. The record is from the annotation of a GenBank genome assembly.
AUGGCGUCAAGUGAUGGAGCUCUUCUUACAUUUCUGGACCUAAAGGACAAUCAUUUCUACUUCGAUGACCUUUGCGGGGAAGACGAAUUAGAUUCGGACGCAUUUAAAUGGUCUAUGGCAUCACCAAAGUUGGUCCGGAGCCCUGACAACAAGUUUUUAAUUUUAAAUGAGGAAAAUCAGUUUGAUCUCAAAGACCUCAAUAUUCAACAGCAAAGUUGCUCAAAUUACAAAUGUUAUAUUAACAUAUAUAAGGACUUAAGCCAGCAGUCAAUCUGUGGCCGGGCAGUCAUGCUGUACGUCCUCAAAGAUGACCGAAAGUAUGCAGCAGUUUGCAAAAAUGAAAAGGAAAUCAGUGCAGAAGAAAUUGCGCUUCAGGAUCGUAUUGAGGCCUCGCAACAUAAAGCUUUGUUCUACAUGGUUCAGAAUCAGCAGCCGCACAGAUACCAGUUUCGGUCCUCCUUGUAUCCAAACAAAGUCAUAGGAUUUGAUGAAGCUGAUUCAACCAAGUUGAUUUUAUGUCCUUACGACCCUGAGGAUCAAUGUGACACAUUUCACAUCAAGUAA